AUGCCUAGUUAUGCUAAGUUUCUGAAGGAUAUUUUAAGCAAGAAAAAGAAGUUGACUGAGUAUGAGACAGUAGCCCUAACUGAAGGAUGUAGUGCGCUUUUGACCAAUAGCAUACCCCCUAAGCUAAAAGAUCCAGGGAGUUUUACCAUUCCUUGUUCAAUAGGAGGGAAGGAGAUAGGGAAAGCCCUAUGUGACUUAGAAUCUAGUAUUAACCUCAUGCCUUUGUAUGUCUUUAACACCUUAGGCAUAGGAGAGGCUAGACCCACCACCGUCACACUCCAAUUGGCCAACAAGUCCAUAGCAUAUCCUAAGGGGAAAAUUGAAGAUGUUUUGGUACAGGUUGACAAGUUCAUAUUUCUGGCAGACUUUAUCAUACUAGAUUUUGAGGCCGAUAAGGACAUUCUGAUUAUUUUAGGAAGACCUUUCUUAGCCACCGAAAGAACCCUGAUUGAUGUCCAGAAAGGAGAGUUAACCAUGAGACUCCAGGACCAAAAAGUCACCUUUAAUGUCUUCAACUGUAUAAAGUACCCUGAUUACUUAGAAGAGUGUUCAAGAAUAGAUGAGAUAGAGGAGAUGUGUUUGGAAGAAGGAAUUCAGAGAAACCUUAAGUUGGAAGGAGAGUAUGAUGAGGAAAUAGAAGAAGAAAGUAUUGAGGAGAUAGAAGAGAUAGGAACUGAUGUUGUCCCAGAAAAGAAACUUGUGGAUAUGCUGAAAUUACGCAAGAAGGCCUUAGGAUGGACCAUUGCUGACCUAAAAGGGAUUAGUCCCUUUAUUUGUCAACACAAGAUCAUCUUAGAGGAUAAAAACUUCAUGUCCAUAGAACCUCAGAGAAGGCUGAACCCUGUCAUGAAAGAGAGUUUAGAAAGGUGUGAGGAAACAGACUUGGUUAUUAAUUGGGAAAAAUGUCACUUCAUGGUCAAAGAAGGCAUUGUUCUUGGGCACUUGAUUUCAAAAAGAGGGGUUGAGGUAGAUAAGGCAAAGCUUGAGCAUGACCAAAAAUUCAACUUUAAUGAUGAAUGCAUAAAUGCAUUCAAAACUUUGAAAAAAGCUUUGGUUACCGCACCAGUGGUAGUUGCCCCUGACUGGAACAAACCUUUUGAGAUCAUGUGUGACGCUAGUGAUUGGGCGGUAGGUGCUGUGUUAGGGCAAAGGAAGGAGAAAGUGUUUCAUUCAAUCUACUACGCAACCAUCAAGUACCUGAUCUCAAAGAAAGAUGCAAAACCAAGGUUGAUAAGAUGGGUGCUUUUGUUGCAAGAAUUUAACUUAGAGAUACUUGAUCGGAAGGGAAUAGAGAAUCAAGURGCAGACCAUUUGUCUAGGUUGGAAGAACCUGAGAAAGAGGGAUUGGACAUUAAUGAUACUUUUCCAGAUGAGAGAAUCCUCAUGAUAAACCAACCUAAGACACCAUGGUUUGCUGAUUUAGCUAACUUUUUGGCCUGUGGAAUAAAACCCUCUGAUUACACAGGUCACAUGUUAAAGAAAUUUUUUCAUGAUGCUAAAUCUUAUUUAUGGGAUGACCCGUUUCUGUUUAGACUUGGUGCAGAUCAGAUUUUGAGAAGAUGUGUACCAGAAUCUGAGGUGGCAGCAAUCUUACAUCAUUGCCAUCAUGCACCAUACAGAGGCCAUUUUGGAGGUCAGAGGACUGCAACCAAGGUUCUACAGUCAGGAGCAGUGGAUUUGGUAAACCCGGAAGAUAAUUCUAUUUUCAAGGUUAAUGGCCAAAGGGUAAAAGUGUACCAUGAUCCGGCAACGGUCUCAAAACAUCACUCUGAGAGCUGUGUUGCUCCCUGCUAA
Molecule: messenger RNA, 1794 nt
Organism: Cynara cardunculus var. scolymus (artichoke)
Lineage: Eukaryota; Viridiplantae; Streptophyta; Magnoliopsida; Asterales; Asteraceae
Exons: 6
Coding region: 1-1794 (597 amino acids)
Source: RefSeq, a predicted model, not a curated record